AUGGCCGAUACGAUCCGAGGAGAUGGCCUGCUUAUGGCUCACGAUGCCUUAGCAGAACUGAUCGAAGAUCCUCAGCGACUUGAUCGUGCAAGAAACCGCUUCAGCAAUUCUCCGCCAACGGGGAAUAUAUGGAAGUGGAAGCACGAAAUACCGCUCAAGAUCGAGUCUGAAUCUGAAUCUGAAUCGGAGACAGACUCGGAAGCCCAAGGGGAUGUACUUCUUUCCCGCUCUGCCCGUACUAUUGGAGGGGUGAAACGGAGGCGGCCGAAAAGCGAUGAGGAAUUGCGAUUGAUUGCGAAUCGGAGGCUUAUGCGAGAGCGCGGACGCGAAGCAUCACGUCCAUUCCAUCAGUUUAUUUACCAGAUAUCGAAAGAACGCGAAAUAAUCCAGAGCAAGUUAGGGCCCGAAGAGUCUAUUUCCUCAGGCUUGACCGACAUCAACACCAAGGCCUAUGAGAAUGUGCAGAGCACUUGGAUAAAAAGAGGCAUUUGGAAUAGGAAAUGGGGAAUACUGCCGGGAAUGUUGUGGAAGCACGAACAACCUCUCGACGAAAUGCUAGUCGAGGAGAUGGGGCCCGAUCCUGCUGGUCAAGCGAACCCGCUAGAGGAUGACGGUCGUAGAGUAGAAGCACGUUCUCCGCCUAGGCAAGUAUUUGAGCCCUUUCCACCGGUCGAAUCGAACUCCAGUUUGGCGUCAGGCUUCCCGGCUGCGUCUCAGCGAGAAAUGCCUGCAGUUCCUAAUCCAGACGGGUUACAGACUAGCAGUGCGAAUCACUCACCCUCGGCACCAAAUUCACAACGCCGCCUUAGAGAGGGCAGACAGGAUGCUCGCUCUGCGACGGGGCAAAGGCCACGGCCAGGCCAGAGAAUGCCGUCCCCGGAGGAUGGAUGGGUUCGGCCAACAGCAGGUACGGUUCUCGGGCUAGUUCAUCCGACGAAGGUAUCAAAAGCACCCAGAAAAGAGCUUGGCCCUCAACGACGAAAGAAUGCCUCCAAAUUACGACCCAAUGCCCCUGUCGUACCUGCUUCCAAGCCUGCUCCUGUACCGCCGCGGAGAAGCAGACGUUUACAAGAAGCAAAAUACAAAGCGUCUACCAAUCCAGCCGUGGUUGCUUCUACAGACUUAGGCAACGGUACGUCCCUACCACGGCCUAAGAAGACCACAAUAAGUCCGAAGUCCUCAAGUUUGGCGAAACCGAGGGGAGUGCCCAACAGACCAGGUACCAGGCAUCCAAGGUCGAAAUGGGAUGGGGCUCUCAGCCUAUAUAAAGGGUAUUGCUUUCCCAAUUUCUCAGGAUUGCAUUUCAUUCUUUCUCAUGCUGGCGUCUCAAUCUAACAAGCGACGUGCUAAAUUUGUAGUCUCUUGAGGAUUUCCUGGUGUAUUACAUACUGCGAGACGGCUAUUUUCCGUCGCCUACAGGCAUCUCUCCGGGUAGUUAUCUCAUUAACUUAUCAGCAGCAGCACGCCCAGCAUGGCCAUCCCCAUUUAUAAUCGAUCUCACGGAUAUAAACAGGACGAGGAUAAUUGCCAAGUACCUGUUGCACUCCAAU
Daldinia decipiens is the source of this 1550-nucleotide messenger RNA. RefSeq lists its product as uncharacterized. The transcript is spliced from 2 exons. The record is from RefSeq and is a predicted model, not a curated record. Bases 1 to 1335 code for a protein of 444 amino acids. NCBI's taxonomy places the organism in Eukaryota, Fungi, Ascomycota, Sordariomycetes, Xylariales, Hypoxylaceae.